Salvelinus fontinalis (brook trout) is the source of this 2558-nucleotide messenger RNA. RefSeq names its product polyadenylate-binding protein 1-like. Gene Ontology annotation, cellular component: ribonucleoprotein complex. NCBI's taxonomy places the organism in Eukaryota, Metazoa, Chordata, Actinopteri, Salmoniformes, Salmonidae. Gene Ontology annotation, molecular function: RNA binding. The transcript has a single exon. The coding region runs from base 1320 to 2549 and encodes 409 amino acids. The record is from RefSeq and is a predicted model, not a curated record.
GGUGUACCACGCAUCUACGUGACGGAGAUAGAUGGAUGGUUCUACUGUAGUGUGUGGAUGUGCGUGUGUGUUCCAUUGUAAAUUUGUGUAGUUCUACACUGUCCCUCUGGGGCUCUUGCAUGCAGGGGAGGAGGAGGGUCUGAAAGUUUUAUCAGUCCAAAAGCCACAUGCAAAGGCUUCCCUGGCUUUUCUAAUUAGCAAUUUGAUGAGCAGGGUUAUGGCCUGCUGGGUUAUGGCUGGGGAUGACAGGGGAUCUUGAAUGUUUACAGUGUGAUCGAAGGGCCUCCAGCCAGCCUAGCGAGGGACAGAGACAGGAUCAGCCAUUAAGAAUGGUCUCUCUCUCUCUCCAUCUUCCGCUCUCUCUCCCUCUCUCUUAUUCUGUCUCUCUGUCUCUCUCUCUCGCUAUCGCUCUCUCUGUCUCUGUGUGUGUCUCUCUCUCUCUUCUUUCUAGAGGUGACUGUUGUAAAUAAUGCUGAUUGCGUGUGACAGGGAGAAAUGAAACAGGCACUCUGAGUGGAGUAAGGAGAAGUGAGCACAUGUGAUAUCAUUUUCGUUGUCACAAAGGCAGCAGAGGAAUAUGUUAUGCAUUUGAAUGGGAGAGCGAGGAGAGAGUCCUAGUCUCUCUCUAGUCUAGACUGCUGUGGUUGGCUACGGGAGAUUGUUUCAAGCAUUUACUCUCUCCUGAUACUCCUCGGCUCUCUUUACAGCAUACAAUUGAAUAAUAUCCCACUUGUAGUAUACAAACAGAUAUAAAUAGCAAACCUGAGUGACACAGAGCUCUAUUACAUUUUUAAACGGUUCAGUUUUACAGGGGUAUUGCUCAUUCAACCUCUCACUGAAGGUGGAACGACUGUGAACCAAAUGCUAUUCCUCUAACGUGAGUCUGCUCGAUUUGAGAAUAAAAAUCAUUCAAACCUACUAGUUUCUAUUUUAUUAUUUGGCAUGCUUUUAUCCAUCGAUAAAGAGAACAUGGUUAGUGUUUGCCAUGUGUAUUCUGUGUCGAAGUUAUACUCAUCAUUUCUAUCUAUAUAUCUCUCUUUGGCUUCCCAAACUGUUAUAAAAUAAAGAUUGACGUACAUGUAUUUAUGUGUUUAAAAUUGAAAUGUUUCUGUCCGCUAUCUAAAUCCUGUAAACUACAUGGCUAUGAUGCAAUAAAGGAAUGAUGGAACAUCAGAAUUGCAUUUGACGUUACAUCACUUAUGACAUCACAAACGAGUCAGUUCCGUGAAUUUAAACACGUGGCAGCUGUUCAUUCACCUGUCAUUCUGUGUUCUUGAGCUAGCUUCGAUAACGUGCAAAUUAGGUCCAAAAUCUCCAAAAUGAAUUCUUUGUAUGUUGGUGACCUCCACCAAAACGUCACCGAGGCAGACCUAAACAAGAUGUUUCGUGAGGCCGGACCAAUCUCUUCUGUCCGUGUAUGUAGGGAUCGGGUUACACAUCGUUCCCUCGGGUACGCCUACGUUAACUUUUAUCAGCCAGACGAUGCUGAGCGUGCCCUGCUCAUGUUCAGCAAUGAUAUACUCGAAGGAAGAUAUCUGCGCAUCAUGAGGUCUGAUCCUGACUGUACCCUGAGGAAAAGUGGGGUGGGAAACAUCUUCAUCGGGAACCUGGACAAGAAGUCUAUAACAAAUAAAAACCUGUACGAGACCUUCUCAGCAUUUGGAGACAUCUACUCUAGCAAGGUAGUUUGUGACGAGAAUGGCCAUUCCAAGGGUUAUGGUUAUAUUCAAUACAAGACCCAGGAGGCUGCUGAUAGAGCCAUCGAGAAAUUAAAUGGCAUGUUAAUGGAUAACGAAAAGGUGUUUAUCGAGCGCUUUAAGUCAUGCAAAGAGCGAGAGGAGGUGCUUGGAGCCAAGGCCAGAGAGUUCAACAACGUGUUUGUCAAGAAUCUUGGCAGAGACACGAACGAUGAGACACUGAUGGAGCUUUUUGGGAAAUAUGGACCAACCGUUAGUGUCAAGGUCAUGAAAGACGAUAACGGGAAGUCGAGUGGGUUCGGUUUUGUUUGCUUCGAGAGGCCUGAGGAUGCACAGAGAGCCGUGAAUGAGAUGAGCGGGAAGGAGCUAAACGGGAGGCUGAUAUAUGUAGGCCGCGCCCAGAAGAAAGCAGAGCGCCAGACGUUGCUGAAACUCAAGUUUGGGCAGAAGAAGUCUGAUCCCAAGGCCAAAUACAGAGGUAUAAAUCUCUUUGUAAAGAACCUGGAUGAUGCCUUUGAUGAUCACCGUUUAAGGAAGGCGUUUUCUGAAUUCGGAACAAUCAUCAGCGCCAAGGUGAUGACUGAGAGCGGCCGCAGCAAAGGCUUUGGCUUUGUUUCCCUCUCAUCCCCCGAGGAGGCCACCAAGGCUGUGACGGAGAUGAAUGGCCGUAUCGUGGGCACCAAGCCGCUUUACGUGGCCCUGGCUCAGAGCAAGGAACAGCGCCAACAAUACCUGGCAGACAGGUACAAGCAGAGGAUGGUCAGUGUCAUGGCAGUGCCCAACCCCAUCAUCAACUCCUACCAGCCUCCUAUUCCACAGGUAAAUCCAAACAAGAGUCCAUACAGAAAAUAAUAUAUCCAA